AUGGGUAGCCUCUACAAGUCGCCGGCCCUGCCGUACUGGCAGGUCAAUGUGCCGCCGGAGCACCGGACCGAAGAGUGCCCGGAGGGCCUCCGCAACCUCUCCGCCAAGGACGUGGGGAUCCUCAGCACGCCGGACGCCGAGUACGUCCCGCAGUCGUGGGAGACCGUGCGGCGCUUCGUCGCCACGAACCGGCUGGACCUUUUUCAGCGGGUGCCCUCGGAGCUGCGCCGGUACCGGCUCUUCAUCCACCAGCUGAUCCAAGAACACGGCAGCGUCAUGAACUUCGUGCUGAGGCGCCGUCUGGGGUGGGAGGAGCCGUUGGUGUCCAAGGGGAAGCCGUUUGAGCUCGACGAGGAUCUGAAAAUUUUGGUGAAUGAUUGGCCGUACGGCAUUGACGAACGGAUUGUGCACCUCGUUGUCUGGACCAAGUUCGAGCUGGACGAGGAUCUGGCGACGGGUGAUUUGACCGAGGUGGCGAGGGGUGAAAUUGAGGCCUACGUGAACAGGACCUUCCGGUCGAGGACGAAGCCUGAUUCGGUCAUCUGGUUCAAGAAUUGGAGAAGUCUCAAGUCCGUCCAUGCGGUCGAGCAUUUCCACGUUAUGCUCUUCGACCCGGAUGCCGAAUUCAUCAAGAACAUCACCAACGGAGAUGUUCCGCAGUGCGAAAAGUUUCGUGCAUGGUGA
Messenger RNA from Colletotrichum siamense, 684 nucleotides. RefSeq names its product N-acetylglucosamine-induced protein 1 (gene GIG1-1). Gene Ontology annotation, cellular component: cytoplasm. The record is from RefSeq and is a predicted model, not a curated record. The coding region runs from base 1 to 684 and encodes 227 amino acids. NCBI's taxonomy places the organism in Eukaryota, Fungi, Ascomycota, Sordariomycetes, Glomerellales, Glomerellaceae. The transcript has 2 exons. Gene Ontology annotation, biological process: N-acetylglucosamine metabolic process.